AUGGCCUCCUCCGUCGAAGCGCCUUCUACAGGCCUCUUAAAUCUAGAGAAAGAACUUGUCUGUUUCAUAUGUACCGAGAUCCUGUACCAACCUCUCACCCUGCUGGACUGUUUGCACUCAUUCUGUGGUUCGUGCUUAAAGGAAUGGUUCUCACAUCAACAUCGCAAGGCGGCCCACUCUCACUCAGCUUCGAAUACAAGUCCAUACACAUGUCCAACAUGUCGCGCCCCGGUCAAGGAUGCACAGCACAAUGCUAUGAUAAAUACCUUGCUGGACAUGUUCCUGGCCGCAAAUCCUACCAAAGGUAGGUCUGCUGAAGAGAAGGCCGAAAUGGCACAAGUCUACACCCAAGGCGAUGAUAUAAUGCCCAAAGUUGAGAGUCACCGUAGAAGAGAGCGAAGGCGUCGCGAAGAAGAGGAACUUGCUGCACGAGAGAGGCGUACUGCAAACGACGCAGUGCGUGAGCGGAGCAGACAGACUCAACAUCUAGAUCCCACUCCUAGAUCAUCUAGGCGGACAACUAGUGCGGGUAGUGGUGGCAGCCGUGAGCUUCGGACCGGGACAGAGACUUCAAGAGACUCGGAGAGAAGACAACAAAGAGAACAACACUCAGACAAUGAAGCCGCAGGAAGAGCCCCGCAUACUGCACGCUCCUCAAGUUCUGCGGAUAUAUCAUCACUUUCUCCUCCGGCUGGUUCACCUAGACACCCGGAUGCGGUCGAAGCCCGCCAACGAGGUGCAAGAACAGUGGCUCAUCAAGCAAGUCUGCGUUCAUUGGUGAGCGCCUCAGAGAGUGGGACAGGCACAGGUGAAAGUCUGAGUGAAGCACAACUCAUGCAAGAUAUUUUGGCUGAAGGUCUGUUGGAUGGAAUUAAUGUUGACGAACUCACGGAAGCGGAGCAAGAUGAAUUAAGUGAGAGAAUAGCUGAACGAUACCGGCAGUUGCACCCAGAGAGACUUCGACGACAAUUAUCCGAUGAAGCUAGGCGAGAAAGAAGGCAUGACAGUCUCCCAACUUCGCCGAGACAACCCGAAGUUCAGAUCGAAGAAGCCGAUCGACGCUCUCGUCAGUCAUCGAGAAGUACUCAACGUCGCCAGACUCAACCUAGUCCGAGAUCAAGCCAUAAUGUGACAGUAAUGGGACCUGAAGCACGACCGCCAACAUCGUAUCCGCAACUCGUCGAGCAAACCUUGACACCACCACCGCAGAACAGGUCACAUCGUCGGCGAGCUUCGAACGAGAGUGGAAGGAGCGAAAACUCAACAACAAGAACUCGGCGGCCAUCGCAGUCCGGAAGUUCGCGCACUCCUGCUAGUCGGUCUGCGACCGACUUGUCCGAAAGGCCACAAUCGGCAUCAUAUACUUCGAACCAGCCGCACCUACUUUCGAACACAGAGCGGUCAAACACUGAACCACAACGUUCUCCAAGAGCAUCAGAGGUGUGGAGAGCUGGAUCUAACCAAGUCUCUAGUCCACCGCACGUCGAUUCUCCAAAUCCCCAGUCGCCGCGGGUGGAAUCUGCUCGAGCUGUUGCCUCGGGUCCAAGCAAUGCUCCCAUUCCCGUUUCGCCUCCAAGGCUGGACUCGGCAAUACUCGCUCCGGAACUGACUUCCUCCUUGGCCUUGUUGUCACAAUUUGAUGAGCCAUUGGUAACUUGUGCACGCUGUGCUCGAGAGAAUAUUCAAUAUGAAGUUCACAAACAUUGUGCACCCUGCGAACUUGACAUCUGCUUGAGAUGCUACCGGGCUGGUCGAGGCUGCAAUCAUUGGUUCGGCUUCGGUCAUGCAGCCAUGUUCAAAUUUGAUUCGUCACAUCCAAGAAGCUCUCAAGCAAUUGAACUACCCCAUAUAUUGGUCGGUCGCCAGUACCAGAAACCACCAUCUUCAUCUCGGCAAGGCAUGCGGGGCAAAACGAUUGUCACUUCUUCUGACCCAACAUCUCGUUGCAAUGAAGGCAAUUUUUGUGAUAGAUGUGGAAAAUUUGCGAAUGCAUGCUUUUGGUCGUGCGACUAUUGCAAUGACGGCGAAUGGGGAUUUUGCAACGAUUGCAUUAACACGAAUCACUGUUGCUCUCACCCACUCCUGCCAGUUGCUCACAAAUCCUACGAUCCAAGAUCGAAGAAUGCGCGGCAUUCCGGCGCCAUUACUCAUUCUGGGUCAGUGACAUUGAGUCCGUAUCGUCGCGGUGGCCGCGACCCAUCACCUGCUCAUAGCGCACCUUCAAGUGCAGCGUCUGCGAAUGAACCACCACUUGGCUUGAGAGUUGAUAUUGUUCCUCUUGUCAUCACCACCAAUUGUGACGUCUGUGCCCGACCGGUCGCGCCAGAGGAGAUGCGUCAUCACUGUCCCAGCCACCCCACGCCCGCAGCAGCAUUUCUAGACCAAAAAGGUGACUUUGAUAUUUGUAAUGAUUGCUAUCUUGGCUUCGUCAAAACCGGUCGUAUCGCCCGCGAAAACGGACCAGAUGGCUGGCAUCUGUGUCCGGAUGGUCACCGAAUGAUCUCGAUCACAUUCGAACCAGAUCAUGAUGGCGGUCAAAGACGAUCAAUCAUUCGUAACCUUGUAGGUGGAGUAAAAAUGUCUGAUGCCGACAUGGUGGCAUGGAAGCAAGCGAAUUCUCAAUUCAGAGGCCCGGAUGCAGCAGCAUCUACAGGGCGUGGCCAAUGGUCAUGGCGAGAAGAUGCAGCAGGAACACGCCGUACUACAAGGGCGCGUGCACCCACCCUUCCAGUUCCUGGAAAUUCCAAAUCUCCACCAGAUGGAGGCGUUGGGAAAGUUUGUCGCGCUUUGUGGAGCUAUUACCCCGAAGACGGUGAAGACGGAAAGGGUGAGUUAAUGUUCCCCAAGCAUGCAGAAAUCCGUGAAGCGGAAGAGGUCAACGAGGAUUGGUGGUAUGGUGUUUACUCGGGUGACGUCGGUGUUUUCCCCAGUGUCUAUGUGAGGGAAGCUGCCGAGCUACAAGUCAGCUAG
Exophiala bonariae is the source of this 2970-nucleotide messenger RNA. RefSeq lists its product as uncharacterized. The transcript has a single exon. The record is from RefSeq and is a predicted model, not a curated record. NCBI's taxonomy places the organism in Eukaryota, Fungi, Ascomycota, Eurotiomycetes, Chaetothyriales, Herpotrichiellaceae. Bases 1 to 2970 code for a protein of 989 amino acids. Gene Ontology annotation, molecular function: metal ion binding; protein binding.